Megalobrama amblycephala (Wuchang bream) is the source of this 1769-nucleotide messenger RNA. It is a transcript of the gene irx5a, whose product is annotated as iroquois homeobox 5a. Gene Ontology annotation, molecular function: RNA polymerase II cis-regulatory region sequence-specific DNA binding; DNA-binding transcription factor activity, RNA polymerase II-specific. Lineage: Eukaryota; Metazoa; Chordata; Actinopteri; Cypriniformes; Xenocyprididae. The transcript is spliced from 3 exons. Gene Ontology annotation, biological process: regulation of transcription by RNA polymerase II; cell development; neuron differentiation. The record is from RefSeq and is a predicted model, not a curated record. Bases 309 to 1649 code for a protein of 446 amino acids. Gene Ontology annotation, cellular component: nucleus.
AGGACACUCUCCGAAGCAAAGCCCCAUCCGAGAGCAAAAAACUUGUCCCGCGCGCUCGGCAUGAGAGUCACAGCGCGCGCAGAGGGUGAGAGAGCGCCUCGAAAAUCCGCGUGUGAGUCUGACAACGACUGAUUAACGAGUGUGAAGUCUAUGCAUUCGUCGUCCUCUUUAAUUUCCAUCACUGCUAUCAACGUGAGGAGGACGGGACGGAGGUCUGUUUACUCGGAACUCUAUGAGCGAGCGCGGAGAGCGCGUGAGAGUUUGAGGGAGAAGAACUCAAGUGAGAAGCUUAUAUUUGGAUCUUCACCAUGGCGUACCCUCAGGGCUACUUGUAUCAGCCAUCCGCCUCUUUGGCACUCUAUUCGUGUCCUGCCUACAGUACAAGCGUGAUAUCGGGACCCCGGACAGAGGAGCUAGGGAGAUCUUCCUCUGGCUCAGCUUUCGCUCCCUAUGCCGGAUCUACAGCGUUCACCAGCGCCUCGCCAGGCUACAAUUCCCAUCUCCCGUACAGUGCUGAUGCGGCCGCCGCCGCCACUUUCACUUCUUAUGUGAGUUCCCCGUAUGACCACACGACAGGCAUGGCCGGAUCUAUAGGGUAUCAUCCUUACGCUGCUCCCUUGGGCUCGUACCCGUAUGGAGACCCAGCUUACCGCAAGAAUGCUACCCGGGACGCCACAGCCACUUUGAAAGCUUGGCUUAACGAGCACCGGAAAAACCCGUACCCCACCAAAGGCGAGAAGAUCAUGCUGGCCAUAAUCACUAAAAUGACCCUCACUCAAGUGUCCACCUGGUUCGCCAACGCCAGAAGGAGGCUAAAGAAGGAGAACAAGAUGACCUGGACCCCACGGAACCGGAGCGAGGACGAGGAAGAGGACGAAAACAUUGAUUUAGAGAAAAACGACGACGACGAGCCAAACAAGCCCACGGACAAGGGAGACUCCACAGACACAGAGGCAGAUCAUAAACUUAUCAACCCAGGGGAGAUACCAUGCGACAGAUUUAAAGACGAGACUCAUGCUAAAGAUCUUGAUCCACCUUUGACAGACUCGGAAUUAAAAGACACAGAGGAGCGGACGGAUUUGCUCGCCGAGCAAGCGAAACCCACCACCUCCUCUCCCCCAGUCCUACAGAGAGGGAAUGAUCUCAUUACGCAAGAAAAGCCCUCAGAACCGGGCCACGCCGCAAGCACGGGGAACAGCAACGUAACGUCUGUUAUUCAUUCUCCCCCUUCGGCGCCCAAACCCAAACUCUGGUCUCUGGCCGAGAUCGCCACGUCUUCGGACAGGUGCAAAGGGAGCAGUGAGGCACCACAGGCCGCGGGGCUGGGUCAAAGCACAGUCAUAGCCAGCGCUGCCUCGCCGAGCCGUUCCUCCCCUCAGUGCCCUCUCCCUAAUAACACGGUCCUUUCUCGGCCUAUUUACUACACGUCCCCUUUUUAUCCGGGCUACACGAACUAUAGCACUUUCGGACACCUCCACAGCAGCCACGGCACCAACACCAGCUCAACGGCACAUUUCAAUGGAUUAAGCCAGACUGUUUUAAACAGAGCCGAGGCUCUGGUAAGAGAGAGCAAAGUAAGAAGCCAAACACAGGUAGAUCUUUGUAAAGACUCACCUUAUGAGCUAAAGAAAGGUAUGUCAAACAUUUAAUACCGGAUUCAUCGCCAAUCACACGGACAUUUAUUUAUUAUUUGUGGUUGUUUAAAGAAGAAGCAAAAGAAGACGAAUUCUGAUUAAAAAAGAAAUAAAAAUAAAAAAAUCCGAGGACAA